AUGCGUCCCGAAGUCGAGCAGGAACUUGCACACACGCUCCUUGUUGAGCUUCUGGCAUAUCAAUUCGCCUCCCCCGUGAGAUGGAUCGAAACACAAGAUGUCUUCCUCGCGGAGAAGACUGCCGAGCGGAUUGUAGAAAUUGGUCCUGCCGAUACACUUGGUGUUAUGGCCAAGCGCACACUCGCAUCCAAGUAUGAAGCCUACGAUGCCGCCAAGUCUGUGCAGAGACAGAUUCUGUGCUAUAACAAGGACGCAAAAGAGAUUUACUAUGACGUGGAUCCUGUUGAGGAGGAACCAGAGCCCGCCGCUGCUCCGGCUGAGAGCUCUGCACCAGCAGCAGCCUCCGCCGCCGCACCCGCCGCUGCCGCUGCUGCGCCCGCACCCAGCGCUGGCCCGGCAGCUGCAGUCGAGGAUGCGCCUGUAUCAGCUUUGGAGAUUGUGCGAUCCCUGAUCGCCCAGAAGCUGAAGAAGCCUUUCGCCGAGAUUCCCCUCAGCAAAGCUAUCAAGGAUUUGGUUGGCGGUAAAUCGACACUUCAGAAUGAAAUCCUAGGUGAUCUAGGCAAGGAAUUCGGCUCAACACCAGAGAAGCCCGAAGACACACCGAUAGACGAACUUGCCGCCGUCAUGCAAGCUACUUUCAAUGGUCAGCUUGGAAAGCAGUCACAGUCCCUCAUCGCCAGAUUGGUCUCUUCCAAGAUGCCCGGAGGUUUCAACAUCACAUCAGCUAGGAAAUACUUGGAGACUAGAUGGGGUCUUGGAGCUGGCCGCCAAGACGGCGCUCUCUUGCUAGCAAUCACCAUGGAGCCUGCGGCUCGUUUGGGCUCUGAGAAUGACGCCAAGGCCUUCCUUGACGAUGUUACUCAAAAGUACGCCAGCAACGCCGGAAUCAGCCUCUCGACAGCUGCUGCUGCAGGCCCUGCUGCCGGUGGCGGUGGCGGCAUGAUGAUGGACCCGGCUGCCAUCGACGCCCUGACCAAGGACCAGCGUGCUCUGUUCAAGCAGCAACUCGAGCUUCUGGCAAGAUACCUCAAGAUGGAUCUGCGCGCAGGAGACAAGGCUGCCCAAGUUUCGCAGGAAUCUGAAAAGGUUCUUCAGGCUCAGCUUGACCUUUGGGCUGCUGAGCACGGUGAUUUCUACGCCUCUGGCAUUGAGCCUGUUUUCAGCCCAUUGAAGGCUCGUACCUACGACUCUUCGUGGAACUGGGCUCGCCAGGAUGCUCUUAGCAUGUACUACGAUGUCAUUUUCGGAAGACUUCAGGUUGUUGACCGUGAGAUUGUUAGCCAGUGUAUUCGCAUCAUGACCAAGUCGAACCCUCUGCUUCUGGAGUUCAUGCAGUACCACAUCGACAACUGCCCUACUGAGCGCGGCGAGACCUACAAGCUUGCAAAGUCUCUUGGUGAGCAGCUCAUCGAGAACUGCAAGGAGGUCUUGAACACCGCUCCAGUCUACAAGGAUGUGGCAGUCCCAACUGGUCCCCACACAACCGUUGACCACCAGGGUAACAUCAAGUAUGAAGAGGUUCCUCGCCAAAGCUGCCGCAAGCUUGAGCACUACGUCAAGCAGAUGGCAGAGGGUGGCAAGAUCACUGAGUACGGUAACCGCACCAAGGUCAACAAUGAUUUGGCUCGCCUGGUCAAGCUCAUCAAGGCUCAGCACAACAUGGCUAAGCCAACUCAGGCUGAGCUCAAGACUAUUUCGCAGAAUGUCCGUCAGUCAUUGGCCAUGAACGAGAGCCAAAUUCUUCCCAAGGAGAACGGAAAGGGUGGACUUGUUAAGAAGUCUGGCGUAAAGACCUCUAGCCAGGCUAACAAGGGCAAGACCGAGUCCAUGCCCUUCCUUCACCUCAAGAGCUACGAUGAACUUACCGGUUGGUCUUACGACAAGAAGCUCUCCAAGGUCUACCUUGACUGCCUGGAGGAGUCUGCCAGGGAUGGUAUUAGCUACGAGGGCAAGUACGUCCUUAUGACUGGUGCUGGUGCUGGUUCCAUCGGUGCUGAGGUGCUCCAAGGCCUCAUUAGCGGAGGUGCCAAGGUCAUCGUUACCACCAGUCGCUUCUCUCGCGAGGUCACCGAGUACUACCAGGCCAUGUAUGCCAAGUACGGUGCUCGUGGCUCCCAACUCGUCGUUGUUCCCUUCAACCAAGGUAGCAAGCAAGAUGUUGAGGCACUCAUCGAGUACAUCUACGACGCUAAGAAGGGUCUGGGCUGGGAUCUGGACUACAUUGUUCCGUUCGCUGCCAUUUCCGAGCAGGGCCGUCAAAUCGAUGGCAUUGACUCCAAGUCCGAGCUUGCUCACCGUAUCAUGUUGACCAACCUCCUCCGUCUUCUUGGAUGUGUCAAGUCCGAGAAGUUUGAGCGUGGCUUCGAGACCCGUCCAGCUCAGGUCGUCCUGCCUCUCUCCCCCAACCACGGUACUUUUGGUAGCGACGGUCUCUACUCCGAGUCCAAGCUUGGUCUUGAGACUCUUUUCAACAGGUGGCGCUCGGAGGACUGGGGUAACUACCUCACUAUCUGCGGUGCCGUCAUUGGUUGGACCCGUGGUACAGGUCUCAUGUCGGGCAACAAUGUUGUUGCUGAGAGUGUCGAACAAGAGGGCGCCCGCACCUUCUCGCAGCAGGAGAUGGCUUUCAACCUGUUGGGUCUCAUGUCGCCAGACAUUGUUGACCUUUGCCAGAACCAGCCUGUCUUUGCUGACUUGAACGGUGGACUUCAGUUCAUCAAGAAGCUCAAUAAGCUCAUGACCAAGGAGCGCGCCAACAUCACUGGCUCGAGCGAAAUUCGUCGCGCCGUGACCAAGGAGACUGCCAUUGAGAAUAAGGUUGUCAAUGGCGAAGAGACCGAAGCUCUGUACAAGCGAAAGUUGAUUGAGCCUCGUGCAAACAUCAAGUUUGACUUCCCUGCUUUGCCGGACUGGAAGUCGGACAUUGAGCCUCUCAAUGAGAACCUCAAGGGUAUGGUCGACCUCGACAAGGUGGUUGUCAUCACCGGUUUUGCCGAAGUCGGUCCCUGGGGUAACUCGAGAACUCGCUGGGAGAUGGAAGCACACGGCGAAUUCUCCCUGGAGGGCUGUGUUGAAAUGGCUUGGAUCAUGGGUCUCAUCAAGAAUCACAAUGGCCCCAUCAAGGGCCAGCCCUACUCUGGAUGGGUUGACGCCAAGUCCGGGGAGCCAGUUGAUGACAAGGACAUCAAGACCAAGUACGAGAAGCAGAUUCUGGAGCAUUCUGGUAUCCGUCUGAUCGAGCCCGAACUCUUCGGCGGCUAUGAUCCCAACAACAAGCAGCUUCUUCACGAAGUUGUUAUUGAGGAGGACCUGGAGCCCUUCGAGGCUUCCAAGGAGACUGCCGAGGAGUUCAAGCGCGAGCACGGCGCAAAGGCCGAGAUCUUCGAGAUUCCUGACAGUGGCGAGUACACUGUCCGCAUGAAGAAGGGUGCUUCUCUCUGGAUCCCCAAGGCUCUCAGAUUCGACCGUCUCGUUGCUGGUCAGAUUCCUACAGGAUGGGAUGCCAAGAAGUACGGUGUUCCCGAGGACAUCAUCUCUCAGGUCGACCCCGUGACUCUCUUCGUCCUCGUUUCCGUCGCUGAGGCCCUGCUUUCUUCCGGUAUCACUGAUCCUUAUGAGUUCUACAAGUAUGUCCACGUCUCCGAGGUCGGAAACUGCAUUGGUUCCGGUAUGGGUGGUGCUGGUGCUCUGCGUGGUAUGCACCGUGACCGUUUCUUGGACAAGCCUGUUCAGAAUGACAUUCUUCAGGAGUCCUUCAUCAACACCAUGGCUGCCUGGGUUAACAUGUUGCUGCUUUCCUCCUCUGGUCCCAUCAAGACUCCAGUCGGUGCCUGCGCUACUGCUGUCGAGUCUGUUGAUAUUGGUUACGAGACAAUCAUGGAGGGCAAGGCUCGUGUCUGUCUUGUCGGUGGUUUCGAUGACUUUGGCGAGGAAGGCUCUUACGAGUUCGCCAACAUGAAGGCCACUAGCAACGCUGUUGACGAGUUUGCUCACGGCCGCACUCCCAAGGAGAUGUCGCGUCCCACGACUACCACCCGUAACGGCUUCAUGGAGUCCCAGGGUUCCGGUGUCCAGAUUAUCAUGACCGCCAAGCUUGCGCUGGAUAUGGGUGUGCCGAUCUACGGUAUCUUGGCCCUUACCACCACCGCCAGUGACAAGAUUGGACGAUCGGUGCCUGCUCCUGGACAGGGUGUUCUGACCACUGCUCGCGAGACCCCUGGCAAGUUCCCCUCCCCGCUGCUCGACAUCAAGUACCGUCGCCGCCAGAUUGAGCUUCGCAAGAGGCAGAUCCGCAACUGGAAGGAGUCUGAGCUUGAAUAUCUGCAUGAAGAGAUUGCUGCUAUCAAGGCUGGAAACGACCAGUUCAACGAGAAGGAGUACACUGCCGACCGUAUCGCACAUGUUGAGAAGGAGGCCAUCCGUCAAGAGAAGGAGGCCCUUCGCAGCUUCGGCAACAACUUCUGGAAGCAAGACACCAGCAUCGCACCUCUGCGCGGUGCAUUGGCCACAUGGGGUCUCACUGUUGAUGACCUCGGUGUUGCUUCAUUCCACGGUACCUCUACCAAGGCUAACGACAAGAACGAGUCUUCUGUCAUCUGCCAGCAGCUUCGCCACUUGGGUCGUACCAAGGGUAACGCUGUUCUGGGUAUAUUCCAGAAGUACCUCACUGGUCACCCCAAGGGUGCUGCCGGUGCUUGGAUGUUGAACGGUUGCUUGCAGGUGCUCAACACUGGUCUGGUGCCCGGUAACCGCAACGCCGACAAUGUUGAUUCCAUCAUGGAGCAAUUCGACCUGAUUGUCUACCCCAGCCGCAGCAUCCAGACGGAUGGCGUCAAGGCCUUCUCCGUCACCUCCUUUGGUUUCGGUCAGAAGGGUGCCCAGGCCAUCGGUAUUCACCCCAAGUACCUCUAUGCCACUCUCGAUGAGGAGACCUUCAAGGCCUACGCCGACAAGGUCGCUGGUCGCCAGAAGAAGUCUUACCGUUACUUCCACAACGGCAUGAUCAACAACGCGCUCUUCCAGGCCAAGGCCAGCUCACCUUACACUGAGGACCAGCUGAGCUCCGUCCUGCUCAACCCCGAAGCUCGCGUCACCGAGGACAAGAAGACUGCCGGUCUCACCUACCCUGCCGACUUUGCCAAGCGCGCUGCUGCUACCCAAGCAGCCAAGGCAAAGUCCACCAAGGAGUCAAUUGAGGCACUCGCCCGUAGCCUCGAGACAACCAAGAACACCAAGGUCGGUGUUGAUGUCGAGGACAUUACUGCCAUCAACAUUGACAAUGAGACCUUUGUGGAGCGCAACUUUACCGAGAAGGAGAUUGCAUACUGCCGUAAGAUGCCUAGCCCGCAAAGCUCAUUUGCUGGCCGCUGGAGUGCAAAGGAGGCUGUUUUCAAGAGUCUCGGUGUCAAGAGCCAGGGAGGCGGUGCUGCUCUGAAGCAGAUUGAGGUCCUCCCCGAUGAGAACGGCGCGCCCAUUGUGAGCUUGUACGGUGAUGCCGCCGAAGCUGCCAAGAAGGCUGGCGUCAAGGAGAUUAGCGUCUCCAUCUCGCACUCGGAGUCGCAGUCAAUCGCCAUUGCGGUUUCGUCGUUCUGA
This is a messenger RNA of Pestalotiopsis fici W106-1, 5592 nucleotides long. RefSeq names its product Fatty acid synthase subunit alpha. The record is from RefSeq and is a predicted model, not a curated record. Gene Ontology annotation, biological process: long-chain fatty acid biosynthetic process. Lineage: Eukaryota; Fungi; Ascomycota; Sordariomycetes; Amphisphaeriales; Sporocadaceae. Gene Ontology annotation, molecular function: 3-oxoacyl-[acyl-carrier-protein] reductase (NADPH) activity; fatty acid synthase activity; holo-[acyl-carrier-protein] synthase activity. The coding region runs from base 1 to 5592 and encodes 1863 amino acids. Gene Ontology annotation, cellular component: fatty acid synthase complex. The transcript is spliced from 3 exons.